Messenger RNA from Acaromyces ingoldii, 841 nucleotides. Its product is annotated as putative MOB1 protein. Gene Ontology annotation, biological process: signal transduction; positive regulation of protein phosphorylation; cell division. Bases 97 to 759 code for a protein of 220 amino acids. Gene Ontology annotation, molecular function: protein kinase activator activity. The transcript has 5 exons. The record is from RefSeq and is a predicted model, not a curated record. Gene Ontology annotation, cellular component: nucleus; cytoplasm. NCBI's taxonomy places the organism in Eukaryota, Fungi, Basidiomycota, Exobasidiomycetes, Exobasidiales, Cryptobasidiaceae.
CGACAGGAGAGGCACAUCAACCAACCUCGCUCCUCACCACUCGCCUCUGUCCCCUUUGCUUUCCAUACCCUCUCCACCAACUAACAAGCCAUCGCCAUGUCGUCGUUCUUUGGGCUUUCGAAGACCAGGACGUUCAAGCCGAAGAGGAACAUUCCCGAGGGCACCAAGCAAUAUCAACUGAAGCGAUAUGCCGAGGCCACGCUUGGGUCAGGCAAUUUGCGUCAGGCAGUCGUCCUCCCCGAAGGAGAAGACCUCGACGAGUGGCUGGCUGUCAACACCGUCGACUUUUUCAACCACCUCAACAUGCUCUAUGGAACCAUCACCGAGUUCUGCAUCCCCUCAGAGUGCAAGACGAUGAGCGCAGGGCCCCGGUACGAGUACCACUGGCAAGACAGCUCUUCGGUCGAGUACCGCAAGCCGACUCGGAUGAGCGCUGCCGACUACAUCGACUGCCUCAUGACGUGGACCCAGUCUAUGCUCGACAAUGAAGAGAUUUUCCCGAGCAAAGUCGGUGUCCCCUUUCCCGACAACUUCCAGGCGACAAUCAAGUCGAUCCUGAGACGACUCUUCCGUGUGUAUGCGCACAUCUACAACCACCACUUUGCCCAGAUCUGUGCCCUGUCGCUCGAAGCGCACCUCAACACGAGCUACCGGCACUUCUUGCUUUUCAUCCGAGAGUUCAACCUCGUCGAGCAAAAGGAGCUCGCCCCCCUGGCGGAGCUCAACGAGGCCAUUCUCGACGAAGGUGCCUCUGCGUAAGCAGCCAAGCCUGUUACCCUUCUUCUCUUUGUACAUUAAUUCAUUCAACGUCUUCCGGUCUAAUUGUGCGUAUGUGCGUGUC